AUGCUCCUGUCCAACAUGACGGACUCUGCAGCUGCAGGAGUUCCUCUCUCUGUGGACUUCAGCAGUCUUGAGGACUACUUCAUCUUCAUCUUCCAGAUUUUGUUCGCCACCACCACCGUCCUGAUUGCAGGGACGGUGGUGAUCGGGAUCUCGGCCACCAGAGCGCUCCGCCUUCAGAACCGCUUCAUUUUCAUGCUAAACACCAGCAUCUGUGACACUCUGGUGGGCUUCUCUGUCUAUUAUCUGGGCCUGUUUGAUGUUCAGGAGGGCUAUCCAUCCAGAAACGGGACAUAUAAUGUGUUGCCAUCACUUUUAGGGGUCAACAUUCUAACCUUUCUGUUUGCUCAGUUUGACAGGUAUUUUGCUGUAUGCUAUCCAUUUGUCUACAGCCGCUUCAUAACAAGGCAGGUUGUGAUAGGAAUAAAUGUCUACUGCUGGCUGUACAACGCCACUCACCUGCUGGCCAGGAACCUGCUGCCAGUCUCCAAAGCUAUACAGCUGUAUGUGUUCAGUAUAGUCUUCUUUCAGCUGAUAGUGCUCACCAAAGUGGCCAUGACAAUCAAACUUUAUGUUGUAGCAAAGUAUCAGCUGGAAAGGGAGCCCCCAGGUCCAGAGAGAGAGAGCAAGAGGGAGUCUCUGAAGAUCAUUAUUUUUGUUGUGAUAAGCUUCCUGGUAUUGUGGUGCCCCUCUUUUGUGAAUAUUGCCAUAAAGUUCUUUACAGGAGGGGGGCUGACAUUCAGAAACGAAGCCACGAACCUUUUUGCAAUCCUGGCUCGUUUUAAUGCUGUGUGCACUCCGUCCGUUUACAUGUGGGGGAGCCCGGCCCUGCGGGAGGCCACAGUGAGGACGGUGUGGGGGCGGCUGUGCCCCCGGUGCAGCAGGAGAAAGUAA
Xiphophorus hellerii (green swordtail) is the source of this 891-nucleotide messenger RNA. Its product is annotated as trace amine-associated receptor 3-like. The transcript has a single exon. Gene Ontology annotation, biological process: G protein-coupled receptor signaling pathway. Gene Ontology annotation, cellular component: plasma membrane. Gene Ontology annotation, molecular function: G protein-coupled receptor activity. NCBI's taxonomy places the organism in Eukaryota, Metazoa, Chordata, Actinopteri, Cyprinodontiformes, Poeciliidae. The coding region runs from base 1 to 891 and encodes 296 amino acids. The record is from RefSeq and is a predicted model, not a curated record.